This is a messenger RNA of Helianthus annuus (common sunflower), 1599 nucleotides long. RefSeq names its product pectinesterase 2. Gene Ontology annotation, biological process: cell wall modification. NCBI's taxonomy places the organism in Eukaryota, Viridiplantae, Streptophyta, Magnoliopsida, Asterales, Asteraceae. Bases 1 to 1599 code for a protein of 532 amino acids. Gene Ontology annotation, molecular function: pectinesterase inhibitor activity; pectinesterase activity. The record is from RefSeq and is a predicted model, not a curated record. The transcript is spliced from 2 exons.
AUGAAAGUCACUCUUUUCCUUUGCUUUAUUUCACUUCUCCUUUCUUUCUCAUCAAAACCAACCACUGUCACUGUCGCUGUCACCAUCGGCACCAUAACCUGGUGGUGCCGCCAAACCCCGCACUACAAAACAUGCAACCACUACGUCGCCAGACGCUACAGCUUCACCGCCCCCAUAACGGCUAAACAAUUCCUAGACGUGACCAUACAAUCAGCCAUUGAUGAAGCACGUGCGGCUUGUAACAAAACUCGUGCGAUCAAGUCCACGUAUCCAAAUGUCCCGGGUAAAAGCUUGUGGGGUAGCUGCGUUGACUACUUUGACCGGACCGCGUUCACACUUAACAUGGUCCUAAACCCUCACCAUGACCUCCAACCCACCCCACUAGACGUCCAAACAUGGCUUAGCGCGGGUUUAACCUACAUAACUGUUUGUCACAAAGGGUUCGAGUUGAUUAACAUGACCAACACCAUGUUACCCGUAAUAACUACCAGUUUGACCGAACUAAUAGUCAACUCUUUAGCUAUUAGUGUUACUUUUCCAUCUUGUAAUACUAAUGGGCUUGUUAAUGUGAAUUUUAACGACGAAUACAAGCUUGCUGAUUUGGCGAAUGAAAAGCCCGAUGUUGUGGUGGCUCAACAUGGUUCGGGUGACUUUAAAUCCAUUCAAAAAGCGGUUGAUUAUGCGAUGAUUCACCGCAUGCCCAAAAAGAGGUUUGUGAUUUACGUGAAAGCUGGCAUUUAUAAAGAAUAUGUGGAGAUACCAGAGACAGCUAAGUAUAUCACGAUGUAUGGUGACGGAAUAAAUAAGACGAUCAUAACCGGUAACCGACAUUGUGGUGGUGACAUGCUCAAAACCUCAAAGGUUGGUGACUUGCAGGGAUCAGCAACUUUUAAAGUCUGGAGCCGCAAAUUUAUCGCCCGGGGCAUCACAUUCCGUAACACUGCAGGGCCACAGGGAGGUCAAGCCCUUGCGGUCCUAUCUUCUUCCGACAAAUCAACAUUUUACCGCUGCAGCUUUGAAGGAUACCAAGACACACUUCUUACUAUGGCCUACACGCAAUUCUAUAAAGAAUGCCAAAUCUUUGGAACCGUAGAUUUCAUUUUUGGUAGCGCGAGAGCAGUUUUCCAAGAUUGCAAUAUCUUUUUUCGAAAACCAUUACCAGGAGGCGGGUUAGUAGUAACGGCUCAUGGAAGAAACAAUGAUUACGAACCUACGGGGUAUUCAUUUCAAGGGUGUAUGGUAACCGCCGCACCCGAGCUUAAUCCGAGUAAGCAUACAAAAGCAUUUCUAGGAAGGCCAUGGUUUGGGCUGAGUCGAACCGUUUAUAUGCAAUCUUUUCUUGAUGGGUUGGUGGACCCACAAGGGUGGCUUGAUAGUUGGGGUCACAAGGAUACUGCUUAUUGCGGAGAGUACAUGAAUUAUGGGCCAGGUUCUUCUACUAAUCAAAGGGUCAAUUGGCCCCAUUACCAUGCCAUAACAGAUCCAAAGACAGCUAAGUUUUUCACGGUGGCCCAUUUCAUUUCGGGUUAUAAUUGGCUUCCUAAAACCGGUGUUCCUUUUACAGCAGGGUUUAAAAACCGUUCCGUUCUACUAAAUUGA